Cydia amplana is the source of this 901-nucleotide messenger RNA. Its product is annotated as ciliary microtubule associated protein 1B-like. NCBI's taxonomy places the organism in Eukaryota, Metazoa, Arthropoda, Insecta, Lepidoptera, Tortricidae. Bases 139 to 822 code for a protein of 227 amino acids. The transcript has 6 exons. The record is from RefSeq and is a predicted model, not a curated record.
GACGCGCGGCUCACUUGUUUCGUGGCCUUCCGAAAUAUGUCAACCUUAUCAAAAUUGUAGUGGAAAAUAUCAGAAAGAUUAUUUAUGUUACAAAAUUUUAGUUCAGUGUUCAAAUAGUUGUGGGUUUUAAUCAUCAAAAUGGCUAAAAGACCGUUAGGGCCGGGGCCCGGCGCCUACAUGCUGCCAACGACGGUCGGGUACCCGGCGCACGACCCGUCGCGCGACCGCGCGCCCAUGUACUCGUUCGGCACGCGCGCGGACAGCCGCUUCAAAACCAUCGGGCCCGGCCCGAGCUACCGCAUCGACCGGGUGACGCGCGACGGCGCCGUCACGUCGCCUAACUGGAGCUUCGGGGCCAGAUUUCCAACACGGUCGACGCUCCGCACGCCAGGCCCGGGCGCUCACGCGCCGGAGCGCUGCCCGCCAGUGACAGCCAGAGCCCCGCAGUACUCGAUGGGCGCGCGACUCGGCUUCGCGCUGAAGCGAAUGGUGCCCGCGCCCAACGCUUACGCGCUGCGCAUGGGUCCGGGCACGCCCGCCUGGACCAUGGCGCCACGCUCCGGUUUCAACCUCAAGGCCAAGUCGCCGGGGCCCGCCGUUUACUUCCAGCAAAACACCGACGUUUACAAGAAUAGGCAACCGAUUUACUCGCUGGGUGCGCGUUUGGGCUUCCAGAACCGCAGUAAGACCCCCGGACCUGCGGCUUAUCCACCCAACCUCUACAACACUAAGAAGAAUCCGUACUCAUACUCGUUCGGCAUACACCACGGCCUAUAUUCGGCGCCAAUGAUAGUCAAAGAAGACACCAUGGACUGCCUGUGAAAAGUUAGUCGUCGUAGGGAGUCAACUGUAACGAAAAAAAAUAGUCGAUCGUCUGAAUUGGCAUGGUCACGCUGGGAGC